Molecule: messenger RNA, 297 nt
Organism: Glycine soja
Lineage: Eukaryota; Viridiplantae; Streptophyta; Magnoliopsida; Fabales; Fabaceae
Product: cyclin-U4-1-like
Exons: 1
Coding region: 1-297 (98 amino acids)
Biological process (GO): regulation of cyclin-dependent protein serine/threonine kinase activity
Molecular function (GO): protein kinase binding
Source: RefSeq, a predicted model, not a curated record
AUGAUCGCCUUCCUCUCCUCUCUUCUUGAAAGGGUAGCUGAGUCAAAUGAUCACAACCAACAGCACCAAAAGAUCUCAGUGUUCCAUGGCUUGACAAGGCCAAACAUCUCAAUUCAGAGCUACCUUGAGAGAAUCUUCAAGUACGCCAACUGCAGCCCCUCGUGCUUCGUCGUCGCCUACGUCUACCUCGACCGAUUCACUCAGAGACAACCCUCCCUUCCCAUCAACACCUUCAACGUGCACCGUUUGCUGAUCACUAGUGUCAUGGUAGCUGCCAAGUUCGUGGAUGACAUGUAA